CGGACCUGCCGUGGGUCGCGCGCCUCACACGAACUCGCACCCUCGCCGCAUUCGCACCACUCACCCCGAGCGAGCGCGUGCCGCGUAGUACGGCCGGCCGAUACCUCCCGCGCUACCGACCUCCUCCGACUUCGCAAUCUUUGUUCUCAAACACUUUCCAAGUCUAGAUCCUAAACUUUGAUACUCAGUUGUUGACUUCAAACUUCCCAGCGAAGGCGGUGGAGUGAAUCGGGCGCAGGUUGAAUAAUAUGUAAUACGUCACGCCGAGUGACGAACAUCGACUUUAUCUAGUGCGUGUGUGGUACUUGGUGCAUUAGAGUCGCCGACAGCGAAGAUGGGCAAGAAAAACUCGAAACUAAAACAAGAUACGAUCGACCGGUUGACGAGUGCAACUUACUUUACGGAGAAGGAAAUCCGGCUGUGGCACAAAGGAUUCCUGAAGGACUGUCCGAAUGGUCUCCUGACCGAGCAGGGGUUCAUAAAGAUCUAUAAGCAGUUCUUCCCGCAAGGUGAUCCCAGUAAGUUUGCAUCCCUCGUGUUUCGGGUGUUCGACGAAAACAACGAUGGGUCCAUCGAGUUUGAGGAGUUCAUUCGAGCACUAUCGGUGACGUCACGGGGAAAUCUAGACGAAAAACUGCACUGGGCCUUCCGACUCUACGAUGUUGAUAACGACGGCUACAUCACACGCGACGAAAUGUAUAAUAUAGUAGACGCGAUCUAUCAGAUGGUGGGCCAGACACCACAACCGGAGGAUGACAACACUCCUCAGAAGCGUGUCGAUAAGAUCUUCGACCAGAUGGACAAGAACCAUGAUGAUCGCCUGACGUUGGAGGAGUUCCGUGAGGGCAGCAAGGCUGACCCCCGCAUUGUCCAGGCUCUGUCCCUUGGAGGCGAUUAAUCGACGGUCAUCCUCUCGCCGGACUUCACAUUUACUUAGAGAGCUAAUAUCAUUCCGCCGCUUGUGUCUAUGUAAUAAUUUGUGUACUAUUGUAUAUAUAAUACCCAUGUAUAUCCUAUAUAUUUUAAAUAUAGGUAUUAUGUAACCUAUUAUCUGUGUUAAGUCUUAGUAUCUGCAUAAUUUGUCUGUAUUCGUUUAUAUUUGCAG
This is a messenger RNA of Spodoptera exigua (beet armyworm), 1105 nucleotides long. NCBI's taxonomy places the organism in Eukaryota, Metazoa, Arthropoda, Insecta, Lepidoptera, Noctuidae. The record is from the annotation of a GenBank genome assembly.